Hansenula anomala is the source of this 225-nucleotide messenger RNA. It is a transcript of the gene DRE2, whose product is annotated as electron carrier DRE2. The record is from RefSeq and is a predicted model, not a curated record. NCBI's taxonomy places the organism in Eukaryota, Fungi, Ascomycota, Saccharomycetes, Phaffomycetales, Wickerhamomycetaceae. The transcript has 2 exons. Gene Ontology annotation, cellular component: cytoplasm. Gene Ontology annotation, biological process: iron-sulfur cluster assembly. The annotation marks the transcript as partial. Gene Ontology annotation, molecular function: iron-sulfur cluster binding.
CCUAAUUCAAAUGGUGGCAAAAAGAGAAGAAAAGCUUGUAAAGACUGUACUUUUCAAUUCAGCGCUAAAGAGCUUACUGAAAUUGAUUUCACCGUGGAGGGUAAAACUGGUGGUUGUGGUUCAUGUUCAUUAGGUGAUGCUUUUAGAUGUUCAGGAUGUCCAUUUUUAGGGCUUCCGGCUUUCAAACCAGGUCAAGCUAUCACUUUGGAUAGUAUUGAUGAUGAU